Molecule: messenger RNA, 750 nt
Organism: Penicillium coprophilum
Lineage: Eukaryota; Fungi; Ascomycota; Eurotiomycetes; Eurotiales; Aspergillaceae
Product: putative RAS small monomeric GTPase
Exons: 4
Coding region: 1-750 (249 amino acids)
Biological process (GO): signal transduction
Cellular component (GO): plasma membrane
Molecular function (GO): GTP binding; GDP binding; GTPase activity
Source: RefSeq, a predicted model, not a curated record
AUGCGGCUGGUCCGUAGUCAAUGGGUUCACGAAUAUGAUCCCACUAUCGAGGAUUCCUACACCGUCACCCGCCAUGUCGAUGGCCACCCCUACGUCCUUUCCAUCACCGAUACUGCUGGCCAGGAGGAGUACCGUGGGGUCUGGAGUGCCUCGACCUUGAACUCAGAUGCCUUUCUCCUGGUUUACGAUAUCACCAACCCCUCGAGUCUUGAAACGCUAGAUCAUUUCAUGGACAUGGUCCAUAUGGAAGCGGAACAACGUGUCGAGAAUAACGAACGACUGCACCAGAUAGGAAAUCAGACUAGGAAGGUAGAUGUAGGUCAACUUGAGCGGCCAGUUAAAAUCGUUGCGGGCAACAAAUGCGAUCUCAAGGAUGAUCGCGCGGUGACCUCCCGGGACGGACUUGAAUAUGCCCGCAAACACGGCUGCGGCUUUAUGGAGACCAGUGCUCGCGAGACGGUCAACAUCGAGGAGACCUUUACUCAUUUAGUCCGUCGCGUGGUCGAAGCUCGACUCCAACGCCAAUCGGGCGCACUUGCUCCCCAGUGCGAGUUGUCGCAUCCUCUCCCAACCACUGUAGACGCAAGUGCAGGCACCCGACCCCGACGUCGCGCGUGGGAGUUUCUUCAACACCGGAAGACAACGGAACCAAAUGCUCAGGACCAGGAACAAAGUGCACUCCAACCCGACAAACAUGGUCACAAGUGCUAUCGAGGCGGUCAGCUCUGGUGCUUUCACUGCUCUGGAUGA